This is a messenger RNA of Fusarium venenatum, 3957 nucleotides long. Its product is annotated as RAVE protein 1 C terminal-domain-containing protein. Gene Ontology annotation, cellular component: RAVE complex. Gene Ontology annotation, biological process: vacuolar acidification. The record is from RefSeq and is a predicted model, not a curated record. Gene Ontology annotation, molecular function: protein binding. Lineage: Eukaryota; Fungi; Ascomycota; Sordariomycetes; Hypocreales; Nectriaceae.
AUGAAGGCCGUCUUGCCGGGAAACCCGCGCUCGAGGCUCCAAGGGCUAGCCUCGGGUUACUGGGACUCCCGACACAUCAACGUAUAUAUUACAGGCAGCGCCUUUACAAUACUGGAAGGAUGCCAUGGAAUUCUGCAAACAGUCUAUGACGAGGGAGAACAAACCCUAGAAGCUAUCGCAUUUGAUGAGGCAACAGGCAAGAUUGCUACUUGUACGCUGACCCAAGUUCGCGUGUACAAACCACUUGGAUCGCGCGAGGACACAUUAAAGUGGGCGCUUCAAGCGACUGUCGACGUUCCCUUCCCAAACCCCGACGAAACGCCCUGUACUUUAUCCUGGGGUAGCUCCGAGGAGCUUCUGGUAGCCACCCGAUGCCUGUCCCUAUUUGAUACCAAGACCGAACCGAGAUGUCUCUGGCAGAAAGAGCUGCCGAGCAUUGCUAAAUAUGCCAUAAUAUCAUACGACUCGAGAUACAUUGCUUCGACGGGUUAUCACGACCACUUAGUUAAGGUCUGGCGCAGACUCAACUUUGGCGCCGACGAAGUUCGCUUCGAUCUCACAUAUCUUCGACACCCGAACAUUAUAACAUCAGUGAGGUGGCGCAGGCCAUUUCAUGUAGAGCAAGCCUCGGAUAACGUCUUGUACACUGUAUGCCUUGAUAAAUGCAUCCGCGUGUGGACGCCGACCGAUACACUUGAUGGGAAGCAUUGGCAGCUAUGGGGCCAAGUCGAUGUUUCUGCGCCGUCACAAGAAAACCCUGAAGGUGUCGACAUGCGUUUUGCUCUGGUACUCGAUGGAAGAGAUUUCACAGCCUCCGUUGAACAAGCCGUGGAGGCACGAAUGUCUGACGACUUGAACACUGACGACCCCGUCGCUCUCGACCACCUGGUCGCGAUUGCAACCAAAAACCCAGAGAUCUGCAUAGCUUUCGAUGGGAGAGGAAUCAUGUCGGCCUGGGCCCUGGAGAACGUUAGUAGCACUACUGCAAGCUCACCAACUCUGUUCAAGGUGGCCCAGGUUACGGACGUUCAUUUUGAACUUCUUGGUAAAUUUCUAUCAGCUCACGAUACCCCCCAUACCGAAAUCCAGACGUAUUGCGACAAAGAAAGUGGUAAGGUUCACUUCAUGAUACACGCAUUUGAUGGGAGGAUAGGCGUCUUUAUUGGAAGUGUUGCCGAUCUAUUUGAUCCCACCACGAACGAUCGGCGCCUCUCACUACAAACGAUCUGGUCUGGUCAUUCGACUUCUAUCACCAAGAUCGUGCGAAACUACAGCGGCCGAGCAGUAGUCUCUCGCACACAGGAUGGUGAGAGUAUUGUCUGGAAACAUCUACUGGCUCCCCAUGAUAACUCAGGCCUUGCUCUUACGAGGGCGAGCGUCAUACCAGAAAAGGGUCAUAUACAUCGAAUAUGCGUAUUGAGAAAAGGGCGGUUUGUGGUAUUCCUUCGCCACGAAACCAUUUCACUUUGGGAUUGUAGGACUCGUCGAGCGGCCCUCCUCGCCCAAUGCAAUUACAAGGUUGUGGGAAAACCACUUUGCCUUAUCAUAUUACCUCGGUCAGAUGUCAAGAAUUAUACCGUCGCCCAUAUCGCAACUAUAACUUCGGAAGGGCAAGGUGUUGUGUGGGAGAUUCAAUUGCCUCGUUACUUCGAUGAUCCAAAAACAGUAGUGGGCGCUGAUCUUGGAGAGUUGAGCCGUUUCGAACUAAAGGACAUAAAAAACCUGGCAUACGUUCUACCAGUAGAUCCUGCUGGCUCUCAACCUGUCGUCUCAGGAUUUCUAGAUAUCUUUGCUCGCGACGUCGCCAUUUCUUAUACCCAUACAGGCCGCGUGGACUUUUGGACUGCACGAGUUGAUCCUGAACAGCGUAGUGUCGGAUGGUUGUCCACAUGCACUACAGAGACGGGAAUUUCCCAGCCAGCAUUGGUUAGUGGAAGUACCUUGAAGAAGGCUGCUUUGGUGAACAUGUCGCGAUCGCAGCUUACGAUUUGGGACAUCGGUGGUGCUCGCCUUGAGUACGAAAAUAGCUUCCAAGAACACCAGGUUAUACAAGACUUGGACUGGACAUCAACACCUGAUGGUCAGUCGAUCCUUGCUGUCGGUUUCCCUUAUCGGGUCAUACUUCUUUCCCAAAUGCGAUUCGAUUAUCUCAACAAAGGCCCAGCUUGGGCUCAGAUUCGUGAGAUCACCAUUCGAGAACUCACACCACACCCAAUUGGCGACUCGACGUGGCUGGGCGAUGGCCACUUAGUCAUUGGCGCAGGUAACCAAAUGUUUGUACAGGAUAGGCAUGUUGGGGUCUCUGAGUCAAUGAAGGCGGACCUGCGGCUUCCCUUACGCAAAGACGGCAACCUGGACUUGUUCCAGGUCGUUCAACGUUUCAACGGACCUUUACCAGUAUUUCACCCCCAGUUUCUCAUUCAAUGCAUUUUGUCAGGGAAGGCCACACUUGUGCGGCGCAUUCUAGUGGUCUUGUACAAGACAUUAAAGUACCAUAUUGAGGGCGAGACUCUGGAUGAUUACCUGGGGAUGGAUAUAACGGAGUUUUAUGUGCCUGGGCAAAGCCACACCUUGGCUAGUGAUAGGUCUAACGGUGUUUAUCUCAAUGAAAACCAGACUGACGAUAUUGAUGAUGAUGAAGUUUUCACCGAACAGACUGCUGUAUCGAUUAAUGAAAAACUAGUCAAGACUAACAUUCCACAACUUUCUGGACACGAGCAAAUUCAACUAGCAGACAUUGUCGAAUGUGUAUCCCUUGUUGAACGUCACCGCCGUUCAAUGGACGAAAAUGGUGCUCGAUUCAUGCUGCUUUUCCGUCAGCAUGCUCUCCGCAAAGGACGUACUAAUGAAAUGCAUCUUUCAUGGCGAGAAAUCAACUGGGCCUUUCAUUCCAACAGCCAAGAUAUUCUAGUUGACUUCGUGUCGCGACAGAACCACAGCAAUAUGCUGUGGGAGCAUGCUCGCGAAAGCGGCCUUUUCAUGUGGCUGACCGACCCAACUGCACUGAAAGUCCAGUUUGAGCUAAUUGCCCGGAACGAAUAUACAAAGAACGAAGUCAAGAAUCCAGUUGAUUGCAGUUUAUAUUACCUUGCCCUUCGCAAGAAGACCAUUCUUCAAGGCUUAUGGAGAAUGGCGAACUGGAACAAGGAACAAGCAGCGACUCAACGAUUGUUGGCAAACAACUUUGAAGAUCCCAAAUGGAGAUCAGCAGCCUUGAAGAAUGCCUAUGCUUUGCUUAGUAGGAGGCGUUUUGAAUAUGCUGCUGCGUUUUUCCUUCUUGCUGACCACCUCCAUGACGCCGUUCAGGUUUGCUUGAAUCAGCUCAAGGACAUGCAACUUGCCAUAACUAUAUCUCGGGUAUACGAAGGUGACGGCGGACCGGUUCUGCGCCGACUGCUUCAAGAUACAGUCUUACCGCUAGCAGCCCAAGAAGGCAAUCGCUGGCUAGCUGCGUGGGCGUUUUGGAUGCUUGGCCGGAAGGAUGUUGCAGUACGAGCACUCAUUACUCCGGUUUACACCCUCCUGGAAACACCUUGCUCCCCCGACAUCAAGUCUCGACUGUACCUUACUGAUGACCCUGCUCUGGUUGUACUCUACUCCCAUUUGCGUCACCAAACGUUACAGACUUUAAGAGGAGCAUCUAAGAUUACCCCGAAAGUCGAGUGGGAGUUUGUGCUGCACAGCGCAAAGCUCUACGACCGAAUGGGUUGUGAUCUUCUUGGGCUGGAUAUAGUACGGAAUUGGGAGUUCCAAAAGUCUCCAGGGGCCAGUGGCCUUGGUGGAGAGGUUAAUCCCCUCAAACUGCUUCGAAGGAGAAGCUCGCUAGUAGUUGCCGACUUACCGUCACCCACUCUUCGCUUUGAGUCACAUCGAGACAAUAAGAAGACAGUCAAGGCGCCCCCAACGACUUUCGAAGAGCCAGAUGCAGGGUCACUUCUGGAUAGCUUUGGGUUUUGA